Molecule: messenger RNA, 1116 nt
Organism: Ramularia collo-cygni
Lineage: Eukaryota; Fungi; Ascomycota; Dothideomycetes; Mycosphaerellales; Mycosphaerellaceae
Product: related to rhomboid family protein
Exons: 3
Coding region: 1-1116 (371 amino acids)
Biological process (GO): retrograde vesicle-mediated transport, Golgi to endoplasmic reticulum
Cellular component (GO): membrane; Golgi apparatus
Source: RefSeq, a predicted model, not a curated record
AUGCCACGCAUCGCCUUGCCGCCGCCGCUCACUCGCGGGCUGCUGCUCGUGCUGGUGUCACUCUCCGCCCUCAACGCGGUGUUGCGGACGAAUAACUGGCGCAACAGUACAGCCUCCACCGCACCGACUACCGCCGAUUACCUGUCCAGCCCGAGGUGGGCUAUUCCAUACCUCGUUCUCAUCCCAACGAAAAGCAUACGAUAUCCGUGGACAGCGCUUACAGGAGCUGUGGUGGAGAAUAACAUUGUUUCCAUUUGCAUCAGUGCAGUGGUUGUAUUCUAUGGAGGACGAUAUCUGGAGCGUGCAUUGGGGACCAAAGAGUUUGGCAAGUUUGUAAUAUUCGUCACGCUUCUGCCGUCUGUAAUGACCUUCCUCAUAUACGCCUUAUGGCAUGCGCUCACGCCUCCUCCCGAGUUCCCGACACCGAUCAAUGGUCUUGUAGCAUUGGAGGCUGGCUUUCUUGUUUGCCUCAAGCAGUUGGUGCCUGAACAUACGGUCUCUCUCUUCAAAGGUCUGAUUCGGAUGAGAAUCAAGCACUUUCCUGCGGCUUUCGUCAUCGCAAACAUGCUCUCCGGACCUCUUUUGGGAACAGACACAGCUCUGUGGUUGAGCUUGUUUGGCUUCACUACUUCCUGGGUAUACCUGCGAUUUUUCAGGAUAUCCGAGAUAUCAAGCGCUGCUACUGGAGGCGAGGCAACGAUCAUGAAGGGCGAUGCGAGUGAUACAUUCGCAUUUGUCGCUUUCUUUCCCGAUGCAGUCCAUCCGCUCCUCGCACCAAUCUGCGAUGCAAUCUACAACACUCUCGUCGAGCUCCGUCUAUGCACGCCCUUUUCAGAGGAAAACAUCAACGCUGGGAAUGAGAACGCAGCUUCUCGCUCGGAAGCUGGUCUGCCGAACAUCAUGAAUGGUAGAGGCGGUGGAGGUGGACGGCGCGCCGAUGCUGAGAGGAGAAGAGCGCUCGCGUUGAAAGCCUUGGAUCAGAGGUUGAAUGCUACAGCUCCCAGUCGGGGUGUCAAUCCGCCAAUUACGAACGUCCAGGCGACUCUGAAUACAGAUCCGCCGAGUGGCUCGAAAGUCAAGGAGGAUGCUGCAGAGGAGACCGUAUCAGCAACGUAA